Nematostella vectensis (starlet sea anemone) is the source of this 2738-nucleotide messenger RNA. RefSeq names its product E3 ubiquitin-protein ligase RNF103. The transcript has a single exon. Gene Ontology annotation, biological process: protein ubiquitination. The coding region runs from base 43 to 1896 and encodes 617 amino acids. NCBI's taxonomy places the organism in Eukaryota, Metazoa, Cnidaria, Anthozoa, Actiniaria, Edwardsiidae. The record is from RefSeq and is a predicted model, not a curated record. Gene Ontology annotation, cellular component: endoplasmic reticulum. Gene Ontology annotation, molecular function: ubiquitin-protein transferase activity.
UGACAAUGUUUUGAUGUUUUGUUUAGUAGAAUUUGAGUCGCCAUGUUGACCAAAUUGCUACUGCUUUUAGUUUAUUUCUUUCUAAUUUUCCUUACCACACGGUUUUUAGAAUUGACAGCAAGCUGGUUUGAGGCAGGAUGCAUAGCUUCACAACUUUUUGAUCCGCUGUCUCUGAGCGUAAGAAAGCUUAAAGCCAUCCUCGACCAGAGAGGAGUGAGUUACAACGGGGUUGUCGAGAAGAGCGAGCUAGCAGACCUUGUUGAGGUCUCGGGAGCAGUUACAGACCCUGAGAGUGCUCUAACAGCACAAGGAAGUAACGACAAUGAGCAAAACUCCGAUGAAUUCACGUUCAAAGGAGCUUCGCACUUUUUUGAAGAAGUUGAAGAUACGAAAGCAGGGAGUUGGCUUGUAGAAGUUAUCCCGGAAAAUCAUAUCCCUUUGCUUCGUCGAAAACAAUGGAGCUUGCUCAAACGUAAAAUGCGCUUGUUUGGCAUUCGGACUGGGAGCUUUAAAUGCGGGGAAGAUCCAUGGUUAUGCCGUAAAUAUAAAUGGAAUAGGCCAUCUCUUGUGUUAUCAAUGCCAAAAGGAAACCAGCCGAAAGGUAACGUCAUUCUACAAACAUAUCAGGCCAAACCGAAUGUCAACAGUGUUCUGCUCUGGAUCAACUCUGAACUUUCCUCAAAAGUGAUCGAACUAGAUUCUACGAACACUCUUAACAAGAUACUUCAAUCAGACAGAGACCCCAACUACAUCUAUGUCGUGUAUCACUCAACAUUAACCGAACCCCCAAUGUUUCUGUCGUCAUUGUCUAUAAAAUUCACGGGUCGAGUAAAAUUUGUCUAUUGCCGUUCCCACUUAAAACACAGAAAGGAAGACAUUAAUUUUGAUGGGUUUAAAGUCCCAUCACUGUUUGUUAUUACACCAGAGAGACGUGUUUUGUUUGGGCUAAAAAAGGGAGAGAUAUAUGACUACUCGUCUUUGGAGUUAUAUCUAAGAACACUCCAUCCUGAAGUAAACGAUUUGUUUUUAGCAGCUCUUGUAAUAACAAACUUGUGCUGUAUGCUUGAGAGUUUUUUGAUACAUGGAGGAAUUCUCAGACGAACAUUCCGCUUGCUGUGCAUGUUGACGUUUUACAACACAAGCCUUAUCAUGCUUUGCCUACCAAUGGUCUGGCUUUUCCAGUUACCAUUCCUCCAGCCUGUGCUAGACUUUACCCUAAAAUGUUGCCGGUGCAUUAUGAGUGGUGACAUUGCCUCACUUCUAAGACACGACUUGAUGUUUUGGAUGAAUUAUGAUUACUUUGUUUUGAUUGGUUAUUUUGUCUUUGGAUUCACCCUUGGUUAUAUACGAAACAAGUACAAAUGCUACUUUGGAGUAGGUGACGAUGAUCUUGAAGACCCAAAUGCGGAUUGGCUUACUCAGGACCUGAAUUACUUCUCUCGCAUACUGCAGUCUUUAUCCCACUGGCAACCUCAGAUCCACCACACUACCUCUGGAUUUGAAGAUGGCUUCGAAAUGCUUGUACGUCGAUUGGCAGUACCAGACCUUUGGCUUCACCCAAUAAUUCCAACAGAUUACAUCAAGCAACUCCCUACCUGGAAUUUCUGCGAUAAAGAUGGUUGUCUGCAGUCCAACCCAGAACACCCCGAGCUGAAUGCCACAGCUGAUUGUCUGCCAUGUUCUGUUGGACGACCUUCCUGGAUGAUACCCUGUGGUGAGUGCGUCAUCUGCCUGGAUGAGUUUAAGCCUGGCUGCACCCUGUUGGGCCUACCUUGCGGUCACUCCUUCCACCAACACUGCAUUGAAGUCUGGCUGGCAGGAGAUAAUACAGCGCCUCAUCACUGCUGCCCUAACUGUAGAUGGCCCGCCUAUAGGGCCAAAUUUCAUGUUCACUAGACUAACUCUCAUUUAUUAUACCAUAAUUGCUUUAUAAGCACCACACAUAAAAGGAAAUGUAUGAAACAGAUUUUGAAAUAAGUGCCUUCCCUCAUUAAGCUACUUGUUACUGACAUUUUACGAGUGCCAUAGUGUUUCUUCAAACAAUUAUGGCAUGCAAAAAUGUAGAUAAACAAUAGGCAGGGUUGACAAAAAUGUAGACUACCAAUAGGUAAUAGUGCUGGCUCCCAACAAGUUUUGCCUGCUGGUGAAGAGUGAAAACAUAGGUAACUUAUGGCUGGUGAACUUAACACCAACUGAAUUGCCUAAUAGACAGGGUGACAAAAUUAAUUUCAACAAUUUUCUGUUGUUUACAUUGUAAGAAUUGCCUACAGUAUAUUUGAGAUCUCAAUAGAAUACACCAAAAACUUGAAUUCGACUCUGCCAAAUUUUCGUCUAAUAAGACUUCUUCAGUUCUGUCUGCCAAAAACUGGGCAGUUUGCCCUGAAUAAGUCUUAUUAAAGACGAAAUUUUGGCAGAGGCGAAUUCUAGUUUUUGGUGUAUUGUAUUCAUUUUUCUGGUUCACGAACACGACUAUUUGGGCUUUUUGUAUUUAUUGAGAUCUCAAUAGAAUACAGUUAGAAGUAAAAACACCAUCAAUUGAGAAUGGCGAGAUGCCCUCAAGCCUAUUACACCUAUCCGCCGAGAUCUACAAAGAAAUGAAAUAGGCUUUUUACACGCAACCACAUUAUAUCAUUCCUGUUUCCUCUGAAUCGUUUCAAGAGCCCGUUGGUGAAAGGAAUUACUUUUAUUUUUUUUAUUUGGAGGUUUGUUUUCUGCUCGUAAUAAUGAAGUUUGUAAUA